Molecule: messenger RNA, 2553 nt
Organism: Paramormyrops kingsleyae
Lineage: Eukaryota; Metazoa; Chordata; Actinopteri; Osteoglossiformes; Mormyridae
Product: stromal membrane-associated protein 1-like
Biological process (GO): regulation of clathrin-dependent endocytosis
Cellular component (GO): cytoplasm
Molecular function (GO): GTPase activator activity; metal ion binding
Source: RefSeq, a predicted model, not a curated record
GGCACUGCAGACGCGUCGCUUUUCCUCAGUCGUGCUGCCAUUCAGCCGCAGUAAGCGGGCAGCCUGCCGGCCCCCGUCACACAGACGUCAGGCACGUAACUGAAACCGCACUGUUCCCAUCGGCAGACAAGGCGCCGGCUCCAGUCAGGUGUCAUCAUUAUUACUGACUGCCCCUGGAUCAGCCGGCCAUCUCUCCGGCACCAGCUGCGUAGCGGUUCCGGUUCCGGGUCCAGGUCCAGGUCCGGGCGCUUGCCAACCCCUUGCCAUAUUUGGCGCCGCCUUGCCCUCGGUGCCUGAGCUCCGGGGGAUGGUCCUGCUCAUCAGCCGGCCCGGUUUACUGACUGCUGCUUCAGGGAAGUAGGUGUCGGCGUUUUGUCGGAGAGAAGCGACGCAGGGGGGACGGAGGGAUAGAGAGAUGGCGACCCGAUCGGAAAGGGAAAAGGCCCAGAAGCUGAAUGAGCAGCACCAGGCGAUCUUGUCCAAAAUGCUGCGGGAGGAGGACAACAAGUACUGCGCUGACUGCGAAGCUAAAGGUCCACGAUGGGCCUCCUGGAAUCUCGGAGUCUUCAUCUGCAUCCGCUGCGCCGGCAUCCACCGCAACCUGGGCGUGCACAUAUCGCGCGUCAAGUCCGUCAACCUGGAUCAGUGGACCCCGGAGCAGAUCCAGAGCGUGCAGGACAUGGGCAACAGCAAGGCCCGCCGGCUGUACGAGGCCACCCUCCCGGAGAGCUUCAGGAGGCCUCAGACCGACCAAGCCGUGGAGUUCUUCAUCAGGGACAAGUACGAGAGGAAGAAGUACUAUGACAAGAGCGUGGCAGAGGCCAUCGCCAAGUCCUCCGAGGCCGCCGUACCUUCAGUGGCCCCCAUCUCAUCACAAGUGGUUGAGAAGAGCAAGGCUGAGAAGGAGCGAGAGAAAGAAGAGAGGAGGAUGGAAAGGGAGGUGGCCAGGGGGGAUCGGUUGGCAGCCAGCGAGAAGGCCCAGAAGAAGGAUGAGGGCCAGAGGGACGCCCGAGGCAGCCCCGCCCGGAGGCCAGAGCCCGCCGUCGACCUGCUGGGCCUGGACACCCCCGCGGUCAGUGCUGGCAGCGGCUUGGCCGGUGCAGCCCCGCUCAGCGACGACCUGGACAUCUUUGGGCCCAUGGUGUCCAACCCACUGCCAUCCUCCUCCGCACAGCAGGGCGGCAGCAACACGGCAGCGUCGGGGGCAACGUCAGCGCCUGGAGCGGGAGGCUCAGGUCCAGCCCAGGGGGACCUGGACCUGUUUGGUGAGAGAGGCAGCAAGACAGAGGAGACCAGCAAGAAGCCACUCUCCAAGGACUCCAUCCUGUCCCUGUACAGCAGUGGUGGUGGUGGAAUGUCCCAGCAACCGGCCCCAGCUGCCAUGUAUAUGGGAGCCUCCCAGAUGCAGUUCCCCACCCCGCCCGCCGCGGCCUUCCAGGGCUACGCCCCCAUGAGCGGGGCAGUGCCAGCCAGCCCCAUGGUGGGUGCCAUGGUGGGCCAGAACACAGGCGUGAUGGUCAGCAUGGCGAUGCCCAACGGCUUCAUGGGGAGCGUUCCGGGCGGGGUGACGAGCACGGCGCCGGGCAUGAUGCCACCACAGGGGGGCGCUGUGCCAACUGGGGCGGUGCCCGCCCAGAACAUGUAUGCUAUGCAGCCCGGCCAGCAGGGACAGUGGAACGUGGGCCAGGUGAACCAGCAAAUGUCCGGGAUGAGUCUGAAUGGAGUGGGGGGAGGGGCUGUGAGCUUCGGACAGCCGCCUGCCUGGACCGGGCCCCCCCCAGGCCAGACCCUCAGCACACAACUGUGGAAGUGAUGGAGGCGGUCGGCGGGGCGGGUGGUGGCGGGGCUCCCCCCAAUCUGAAUCUGUCCUGCCCGAUCGGAGUGCGUCCAUCUCCAUCAAGAGGCCAGAAUUAAGUUGCACCCCCCCGACAGCUGCAUACAUCUUACCUACAAACUAUUUUCUGAAAUGAUUUUUAAGCCUAUUGCUGGACCAAUUAUACAGGCGUCUAAUGUAUCAUUACCAAUACAAUAGUGAAUAAUAGUAUUUAAAUGGAAGCGAUGUGCUAAUGUUUGACUUCCUGUUCCGCGUGUGUGACUUCCUGUAUACAAACUAUCCCUUAGAAUAUAUUGUGAGAGAAAAUGUGCUGUACAUUUUACGUGUUACCAGGAGCAAAGACACGCCCACGUAUCCCCAGGCCUCUGUCCCAAAACACCGUCCCAUCAACGGAAACACGUUGGUCAUCAUGUGGUAUUUAUUGUACAUAGAGUAGAAGAGUAUGAGAUGUUAUGUAAUCUGUGUUGGGCUGAAAUGAUGGUACGGACAACCUGGGAGAGUGGAGAGGAGAAGUCAAGAAAUGGAUGAAGCUAGAGAUGAACAUUUAUCGAUGAUCGCUGCUGAGUAACCACCAUCGCGGACACAGGACAUCAGUGUGGCAGGACGGGAAGCGAGUCUCAUCCUCCAUCUUCAUUUCUGUGAUGUGUUUACAUUUUUUCUGGUGCUUAGUAGCGAUGGAACAUGUUUUCAUGCAUUAAACAGUGAACAGCCAUAAAUGA